UAUAUGUCAAGUAAUAGAAAUAAAUUUAAAGUUAUUUAUUGUUUUCAUUUUUCAUACGAAGAUCAUGCUGAAAUUUUGGUAGUUUAUUCGUUAGAACCAUGAGAUAUAGGUCAUACAGAUCGCAUCAUCGAAAAUAAUAAUGGAAAACACAAUCAAAUCUUGGGUGAACAAAGGCGAAUGUACUAUUUGCGGCAUCGUUUCCAAUCAUCUGCCUCUAUAUAACUGUCCAGAAAAUCACAAGAUUUGCGGUUACUGCUAUAAUGAACUGAAAUACGUACUAAAAGAACAUGAAGCUCAAGUUAUGUGUAAAGAGUGCGAAAAUAAUGGUAAAAUGACUCACUAUGAGCUCGAUCUCAGCACUUUUAACAAAAUGAAAAACCUGCCUAACUACCAAAAUUUACCACCAGACGAGGAAGAUCAUAUGUUUAAGCUUUUAAUUGGAAUGACUAAAGAAGCGUUUUACAGUACUCAGGAAGCGUUGAACAAAGAACAAGACAAACAAAGAAACGAUUUUGUUAAGUCAAGAACCUGUUUCUCCAUCUCAAAGCGCCCUCUUAAGUGUCUUCACCGGCGAUGCCACCAGGCAGUAGCACUAGCGCAAUUCGUCAAUCAUUUUAAACUAGAACACAAAGACGUCGAAAUAUGUUCAGCUCAAAAAAGUAAAGAAAUCUUAUUUCCUUUUAAUGUCUCCAAGAUAGAAAACGGUCGACACGUCUGUAUAUCCAUGCUGACCGUCUACGAAGUAAAUCAAAUUGAUUUGCGCACCGCCAGUUCCGAAAGUAUCGCCAAGACUUGCCACAGAUUUUGCCAGAAGAUACCUGUCGAUACGUUCUGGCUUAUGGUGACUGGUUCCAUAGAAACAAAGACCAGCGCGGCGUACUGCGUCUUUUGGUUGUUUACCAACUCGGAUAACAGCCACAGAUGUACUUUGGAACUGGGAUCUGCGCGCGAUUCCAUUUCUUUAUCGACGUACUGCGCGGUGUCCUCUGCCUGGGACACGUACGACUUUUCGACAGUUCUCAAAGAACUGCGCUGUCUCAUCGUUACCAAACAAGCGAUAAAGUCCAUGUUGAAAGAGGGAGUCGUUUUAAAUUUAAGAGUAAAUGUGCAUUGAUACUUGGUAUAAUAAAUACG
This is a messenger RNA of Sitophilus oryzae (rice weevil), 1134 nucleotides long. RefSeq lists its product as uncharacterized. The transcript has 2 exons. The record is from RefSeq and is a predicted model, not a curated record. Bases 140 to 1114 code for a protein of 324 amino acids. NCBI's taxonomy places the organism in Eukaryota, Metazoa, Arthropoda, Insecta, Coleoptera, Curculionidae.